CCUCGCUAAAAUCCCAGCUCCCCAGUUUCCGGCCACAGCCUCUUCAGUUUUGCUGGCUCACCAGUCAUCAAUUGCAUUCACUGGACUAAUCCAUCCAAUUGGCGUUAAUGGAGGUUAACCAGGCGUAUAUAUCCCCCAAUACUGCAGAGACUGAUGAUGAGAUCUCAUUUGUUCUUGAUCUUUCUGAGAAUGAUCCUUUGUUCCAGAAGAAAAAGAAAUUACUGGAAGACGUAGGCAUUGAUCCAAAGGGAAGUGUUGCCUUGAAUAUUGCCUCCAAUCCUGAUCACUUGAAGCAUGUCCUGGACAUGAUGCUUAAGCGUGCCAGAAUCAUAAACUUGAAUGAGAUUGAACUGUAUUUUGGGGGAGCAGAUUUCUCUAAUCUGGUGGAUUUUAAUAGUCCAAGGAAUGAGUUGGAAGCUCUACAUUCUGUUCUUAGACUCAUUGAUUGUUCAAUUUCCAAUGGUAAAGUCAAGAAUAAAAAUUCACUGCAAGAGAUACGCAAUGCAACAGUUAAUAUGAUAGAUGAACUUGGGCACAAGUAUGGAGAGGAAACUAAAGUUGUUCAAGACUCCAGUUGUGAAAAAGAGGAAUGUCUACUGCAGUGGGGCAAAAGUAAUGGUCUCCACACAAAAUUGGAGAUAGCUUAUGUUGAAGGAGCUGGAAGAGGAGCUAUCGCUAAAGAAGAUCUGAAAAUUGGGGACAUUGCUCUAGAGGUCCCUGUGUCUUUGGUCAUUUCCGAGAACCUGGUUUUUGAAACUGACAUGUUUCCAAUAUUGGAGAAAAUUGAGGGGAUUUCUUCAGAGACAAUGCUAUUGUUAUGGAGCAUGAAGGAGAAACACAACAGCAAUUCCAAUUUCAACUUAUAUUUCGAUACGUUGCCUGCAGUGCUUAAUACAGGAUUGAGCUUUGGGGUCAAUGCCAUCAUGGCUUUAGAUGGAACUAUCUUAUUGGAAGAGAUAGUACAAGCAAAAGAGCACUUACGUAACCAAUAUGAACAGUUAUUUCCUGUCCUAUAUGAGAAUUAUCCUGACGUAUUUCCACCAGAGCUUUAUACAUGGGAGCAGUUUCUCUGGGCUUGUGAGCUCUGGUACUCCAACAGCAUGAAGAUUAUGUUCAGUGAUGGAAAGCUAAGGACCUGCUUAAUUCCUGUUGCUGGUUUCCUGAACCACUCGAUGUGUCCACACAUAACGCACUAUGGGAAAGUAGAUCCAUUGACAGAUUCUGUAAAAUUUCCUUUGUCAAGGCCUUGCAAUGCAGGAGAGCAAUGCUUUCUUACCUAUGGAAAUUUCUCCAGCUCACAUUUACUUACUUUUUAUGGCUUUUUGCCACGACAAAAAAAUCCUUAUGAUGUUAUUCCACUUGAUAUUGAUAUUGCCCAAGAUGAAGAUUGUGAGGAUGCAGGGCGCAUGUCUGAUUGGGACAGUCACAUGGUGCGGGGCACCUGGUUCUCAAGGAACAAUGGGAUUUUCAAUUAUGGUUUGGCACCUCCAUUCCUUGAUCACUUUCGAAGGGCUCGGGGGCCUAUCUCACGAACAAAGACCCGCGAUAGCCUGGAAAUUGAAGUUGAAAUACUCAAUGACCUUCGCUCUACCUUUGAAGAUAUGAUGGAGUCCCUCGGUGGAGAAGAGCUUGAUGACAGGGACAGUUGCAGUUGGGAUGUAAAGCUUGCAAUGGAUUUCAAAGACUUACAGAGGAGAAUUGUCUCCUCAAUCAUAACUUCAUGUGACGCCGGUUGCAAGUUGUUGGAAUACGAACUGAGCAGAUGCUCAGAAUAGCAAGGAUGUAUAAUGGGAAAAAAACUUGUAGCAGGUAGGAGGGCAUCAUCUAUAACCUUGCAUUUGGUUAGUUUUCAAACAAAACUUGUGGCACCGAGGCUGUAAAUGCAUGGGUGAUGAUGUUCCAGUUGGUCCUUCAAAUGGCCUUUUCUGAUACCUGCGAAACUGUAGGAAAAGGUUUCACUA
This is a messenger RNA of Coffea eugenioides, 1961 nucleotides long. RefSeq names its product N-lysine methyltransferase setd6. Gene Ontology annotation, molecular function: protein binding; protein-lysine N-methyltransferase activity. Gene Ontology annotation, cellular component: nucleus. NCBI's taxonomy places the organism in Eukaryota, Viridiplantae, Streptophyta, Magnoliopsida, Gentianales, Rubiaceae. The transcript has 12 exons. Bases 108 to 1775 code for a protein of 555 amino acids. Gene Ontology annotation, biological process: peptidyl-lysine monomethylation. The record is from RefSeq and is a predicted model, not a curated record.